UAUCUAUUAAGGAUGCAAUAACUAAAUAUUAAUAUUGUAAUUCUCUGUUUCAGAUUGCCUCCACCUCCAGCUCUACAGAGACAGUAAAGACCGCUACAAGCAAGGGCAGACUAAAGCAUCCCUCUCUCUCCAGCACUUCCUGGGGGUUGAAACUGGAUUCACCUUGGACAAGGAGUCCAACACGAUCGCCAUCCUCUGCCAGGAUGUGACGGUGGUCCUCGCCUUCGACACCAGGGAGCGCCUCAUCCAAUGGCAGGUCAAGAUCGCCAACAACCUCGGGGAGGACCAGCAGUACCUGAUCCAGGUCGGAGCGGCGCCGCCCAAGGCCAAGAUCUCCCCCGGCCCGGCGAGGCUCCACAUCCAGGAGUACAGGUUCUCCCUCACGAUGGGGGUGCCGCCGCGCCUUAUCGGGGUCUGGAACAUAUCACAGCUUAGGAAAUAUGGAGUCGUAGAGAACAGAUUCGUAUUUGAAGGUGGCUCAGGUUGCGGAAGAUACGAAGGUGUCUACGUCCUGGUUACCGACCAAGGGGAGGAGAUCAGUCAUGCCUUCAAGGCCGCCAGUCAGGGAAAGCUCAUCCCGAAGAGGAAGCAAGUUAGCAGAAACAUGUCUGUCAUAGAGAGCCCGAGAAAGCUCCAAGCCAGGAUGAAAUCUGUCGCAGCCAGCGAAAUGGAAUGCUGCCGACAGGACACGCUCUGGGAAUCUUCGGAAACUCCUCAAGGAUCGGAAUUCGGAGACACGGUUUCUGUUUCAGACCUGGCGAUAGAGCCUCAAGUAAAUAUUUUUACACCAGAUUCUGCUUUGACUUUGAAUAAAUAUUUAGUUAAACGUUCUAUUGUUUCUAUUACACAGGACAGCUGGAACCAGCAUGAUCUGAGUCGUUGCCACGGCUGUACGACUAAAAUCGGAUCAAUGACGAGGUCCCUCACUGUAUCCAACACACCUGGCACUGGCUUCAACCCUGCCUGGAUCAUGGAAUCAAAAAAUUGCGAACACCAUAUAACAAGAAAUACCAUCUGUUGCAACAUAUCUGUCAUCUCGCACACAUGCCAUUCUGGUUCCAACUCAUCCAAGUCUACUAGUGAUGACUCGGGUUGCAGGUCUGGUGCCAUUUCUCCAUGUAGUGUAAAUCCGAUGAUAUGUUCUCAUCAGAUCGAACCGAAAACACCGCUCGUUCAACCGAAGCAGGCUCACCCUGAUCCUCCUGUUCAGUAUGAAAAUUAUGACACUCCUCGUUCUCUUUGCAUCAAUCUUAAAGAUGAACAGAGCAUCGGAAACAGGAAUUCGGUAGCAUCAUCUGGGUCAGAACUUGAAUACUACGAUACGCCCAAGAAGCUCAAAGAAUCUAUAAUCGGACCCUGCCAGGCUUGUCACAUGAGGUGCACAUCCCCACCACCUGUCUGUCACCAACCAUUUCAGAAGUUAGAUUGCAGUUGUCAUCCUGUAAUAGUUUGUCCCUGUCAAAAAGUUCACUGUCAACCAAAACCCAUCAUGAUAUGUUCUUGCUGUUCACAAGACAUCAAGUUCCCUCAAAGUCAGGUCCACCAUCAUGAUGCAUGUGCUAAUGGAGCCAUCUAUGCUAAAGUUGAUUUGCUCAAGAAAACUAAAAGAAGGCUCGAGUCUUCUGCUAGCAUCCCACCUCCUUCUAACGGUGCUGUUUUAGAUUCGGACAUGUGCAGGGAAAAUAUGCCUCAGAAUUAUGCCAACUUACAAUUCGCUCAAAGCCUCACCCACUAUGAAAAUGUUCGAGAUUUGAGAGUCCAUUUAGACUCUUCUGGAUUGUGUACGAAAUGCCAAUGUGCACAGCAGAAGCAGACUGAAGAAGGUGGAAAUGAGGAUUAUUUGCUGAUGGGGCCGAUAUCGUCACCACCUGAUGAUGAAAUCAAAUCUUCGGGAGAUAAAGUUUCCAGCCCUCCAUACAUCCCGAUGAAUCCUAUCAGGAAUAAGUGCCCAUGCUCACCUAUCAACGAACCACUUUCUUCCGAGACCAGGUCUGCGACUGCAAGCCCGUUUUUGAGAAGGCACGAUCCUUCAAGCUGUUACCUCAACGAAGAGAGGAGGCGAAUGGCACAGAUCAGGAGGCGAUCUAACUCAAUGGAUUCAGGAAGGUUUAUUGAUGGCCUCGAAUGUAUCACAGAAAGGACAGUCUCUUCACAGAACACCCUUACGGCCAAUUCCAACACCAAUUCUGUUGAUUCUCUUCCAAGCGAGAAAGCUGAAGUUGCACCCAAGCCGAUAACCAUUGGAAAAAUAAGGCAAGCCCCAUCGAGAAGAUCUUCUUCAGGCCCAGUUUCCAAAUCCAACCGUGAUUCGAGCAGCUCCAAUGAUUCCGGUGUGUCUACAGGCUCGCUGAAAAACUUUGGUGCAGGCUUCUUGGAAUUCGAAACAAUCUUAACACCACUCUCAAAAGUAAGGACCCAGUCUCUCGGUGGAGUGAGGCGAGAGUUGACAAAAUCCAAGUCAUCGGAUCCUUUGGAAGAGCUUACUUUCAGAUUUAAUAAAGCUGACAUUAAGUCUUCUUCUGCGGAAGCAGAAGUCCCUAUCUGUCCUCCUAAGAAGGACUCUAAAGAUUUGUCGGUAUCCAGUAGCUCUGGAGCACUAACUAUUCCUUACGUUGACUCAAUCAGCACGAGCAGCGGGGCCUCCGACAUGUCUGACUACAUCGAGACACUAUCUAUGUCAUCAUUUAGCUCCUCAGAACAUGAUAAUCUAAGACAAUGCCAUUCUGCUGUCACUGUUUUGAGGCCACGUUCUGGCAAAGAAUAUCAAAAAAUCGAUAGGAUUAAUAUCGAUGAAGGGAAACAUAAGCUAAGCAUGCAGCAUAUAGAUUCGCCCUCACCGGGCUACGGAAGUUCAACUUCAAGUAACUAAGUCAUAGUUUAUAGUCUGCGGUGUUGUACUACAUAUUGUUUUAGAAGCAAUAACUAUAACAAAAUAUAUGUAUAAGAAAAUGCAAAUAAAAUAUUAUUAAUAUAUUUAAAAAAGAAAAAUGUAUAUUAAAUUUAAAUCUGUGGUAAAAGAAGCGUACUGUAUCGUACGAUAUUUAUAUGUUGUAUAAAUGAAUUGUAAUUAAUUCUGGUUUAAAUUGUUUCUACUUAUUUUGGGAUAUAUGCCAAUAAAUAAUAGCCUAUGUAAAUAUGUUUCUUAAAGCUAAUUGUUUUAUGUAUAAUAAGAUAGAGGGUAAGUUUUCUGUUACCGUAAUGCAUUAUUUCUUUUUAAUUACAAAUUUCUGAAUAAACUCCAUUUAAACAAAUUUUGUUGGUGUAUUUUAAUGGAUAGACCAUUGAACCCCUAUACUAAAAAUACUAAUU
Nezara viridula (southern green stink bug) is the source of this 3309-nucleotide messenger RNA. NCBI's taxonomy places the organism in Eukaryota, Metazoa, Arthropoda, Insecta, Hemiptera, Pentatomidae. The record is from the annotation of a GenBank genome assembly.